ACCUGCUCCUCCGGAGGGACGAGGUAACCGCCUGCAGUGGGCCAGCCCAGCGGCGCGGGUUGCGGGCACAUGCCGGGCUUGGAGCAUCGGAGCCGCGGGUUUCCUGCGGGCGCCUCAGUCCAGGUCCCACCCAGUCCCCGGCAAGAGCGGCUGCUGGGUUCCUGCAGGGAGAAGAGCUCACCUCCGGCUCCCCUCCCAGAGAGCGUCAGCCCGAGAGCAAGUAAACCUCGUUUCCGCAUCAUGGGGGAUGUGAAACUGGUGACAUCUACUCGAGUCUCCAAAACCUCGCUGACGCUCAGUCCCCCUGUUCCUGCUGAAGCACCAGCAUUUACUCUUCCUCCUCGGAAUAUCCGUGUGCAGCUGGGAGCCACCGCCAGAUUUGAGGGAAAGGUCAGAGGCUACCCUGAGCCUCAGAUCACGUGGUACAGAAAUGGGCAUCCUGUCCCAGAGGGAGACCAUUACAUUGUGGACCGCAGCAUUCGGGGGAUAUUCAGCUUGGUAAUCAAAGGGGUACAGGAAGGUGAUGGUGGUAAAUACACCUGUGAGGCUGCAAAUGAUGGCGGGGUUCGUCAAGUGACUGUGGAAUUGACAGUGGAAGGAAAUUCCUUGAAGAAAUACAGCCUGCCAUCCAGUGCCAAAACCCCAGGGGGAAGACUUACUGUUCCAUCUGUGGAGCAUAGGCCAAGCAUCUGGGGAGAGAGUCCACCCAAGUUUGCUACAAAACCCAGCAGAGUUGUUGUGCGCGAAGGCCAAACAGGCAAAUUUUCAUGUAAGAUAACAGGACGACCUCAGCCUCAAGUAACUUGGUUUAAGGGUGAUAUUCAGCUGCAGCAAAAUGAGCAUUUCAACAUGUUUGAGAAAACAGGCAUCCAAUUCCUGGAAAUCCAAAAUGCUCAGCUUACUGAUUCAGGAAUUUACACGUGCACAGUGGUAAACAGCGCUGGGAAGGCAUCUGUGUCUGCAGAGCUCACCGUUCAAGGUCCAGAUAAGACUGACGCAUACACUCAGCCACCAUGCAUGCCAUCAAAACCAACAACACCUGCUGUUAAAGCUGUUGAAAAUUCAGAUUUCAAACAGGCAACUAGCAAUGGGAUUGCUAAAGAGCUGAAAUCCAGCAGCACUGAACUCAUGGUUGAAACCAAAGACAGGGUGGCAGCAAAGAAAGAGACCUUUUACACUGCCAGAGAAGCCAAAGGCAGUAAGCAGGGACAGUACCAAGAAGCCAGUGCAGUGUCUCCUCAAGAACCUAAAGAAGGAAGAAAGGGAUCUCAGGUCUUGCAGAAAACUUCAAGCACCAUCACACUGCAAGCUGUCAAACUGCAACCAGAACCAAAGGCAGAACCCCAGGCCAUUUUCAUCAGACAGGGUGAAGACAGGAAAAGGGCUGUGCAGCCCCUGAUGUCAGCUCAACAAACUCCAUCUGUGACAGGGCAAAUCAGUCCAAGGAGCAGAGAAGCAGAAAACAGAUCUGGAGCCCGGAAAGCUGUAAUGGAGGAGAAGAGGGAACCUCUGGGAAUACCCCCUCAGUUUGUGACCCGUCCACAGAGCCUGGAAGCAUCAGAAGGCCAGGAGAUUAAAUUCAAGAGCAGAGUUUCAGGGAAACCAAAACCAGAUGUGAAGUGGUUCAAAGAGGGUGAACCUAUUAAAGCUGGACAAGAUGUCCAAAUAUAUGAAGAAGAUGGAAUUCAUUGCCUAUGGUUAAAGAAAGCCUGUUUGGGGGACAGUGGAUCAUACAGUUGUGCAGCUUUCAGCCCCAAAGGCCAGACUUCCACCAGCUGGUUGUUAACUGUCAGAAGGCCUAAAGUUCAAGAGGUUGCUCCAUGCUUUUCCGGUGUCUUGAAAGGAUGCACUGUGAGUGAAGGGCAAGACUUUGUGCUGCAGUGCUGUGUAGGAGGCGUACCUGUGCCUCAGAUCACAUGGCUUCUCAAUGACCAGCCAAUUCAGUAUGCCCAUUCCACUUUUGAAGAUGGAACUGCAAAAUUGACUGUCCAAGAUGCCCUACCAGAAGAUGAUGGCAUUUAUACCUGUCUGGCUGAAAACAACACAGGACAGGCAUCUUGCAGCGCUCAGGUCACAGUCAAAGAAAAGAAGAGCAGCAAGAGUACAGAAAGUGCACAGGCUGCCAAGUUAAACAAGACUUUUGCACCCGUCUUCCAUAAAGGCCUGACUGACCUCAAAGUAAUGGAUGGAAGUCAAGUGAUAAUGACUGUGGAGGUAUCAGCUAACCCCCCUCCUGAAAUUAUCUGGCUCCACAAUGGGAAAGAAAUCCAAGAGACAGAAGAUUUCCACUUUGAGAAGAAAGGCAAUGAGUACAGUCUGUACAUCCAGGAAGUAUUUCCUGAAGACACUGGCAAAUACACCUGUGAAGCCUGGAAUGAAUUAGGAGAAACUCAAACACAGGCUACAUUAACAGUACAAGAACCUCAGGAUGGUAUUCAGCCCUGGUUCAUUAGCAAACCGCGAUCAGUGACAGCAGCUCCUGGGCAAAAUGUCCUUAUAUCCUGUGCCAUUGCUGGAGAUCCUUUCCCCACUGUUCACUGGUUUAAAGAUGGGCAAGAAAUAAUGCCGGGAACAGCAUGUGAAAUCCUGCAAAAUGAAGACAUCUUCACACUGAUCUUGAGGAAUGUGCAGUCUCGUCAUGCAGGGCAAUAUGAAAUUCAGCUCAGGAACCAAGUUGGAGAAUGCAGCUGCCAGGUGUCUCUGAUGCUGCGGGAGAGUUCAGCUUCCACAGCAGAAAUGCUCAGAGAUGGGAGGGAAUCAGCCAGCUCUGGAAAGCGAAGAGAUGGUGGAGAUCAUGGUAAACUAACAUUUGGUAGAACAAGUGGCUUCAAAAAGAUCGGCAGUGAAACCAGAGCAGCUGAGGAAGAGCAGGAAGACGUCCGAGGUGUGCUGAAGAGGAGAGUGGAAACUCGGGAACACACAGAGGAGAGCCUGAGGCAGCAGGAAGCUGAGCAACUUGAUUUCCGUGACAUUUUAGGCAAGAAAGUCAGCACCAAAAGUUUUUCUGAGGAAGAAUUGAAAGAAAUCCCAGCCGAGCAAAUGGACUUCCGAGCAAACCUGCAGCGGCAGGUCAAACCCAAGACCUUGUCAGAGGAGGAAAGGAAAGUUCAUGCUCCUCAGCAGGUGGACUUUCGCUCUGUGCUGGCCAAGAAAGGCACCCCAAAAACCCCAUUGCCAGAGAAGGCGCCACCUCCUAAACCAGCAAUUACAGAUUUCAGAUCUGUGCUGGGCUCAAAGAAAAAGCCACCUGCAGAGAAUGGUAGUGCUAACACCCCAGUACCAAAUGCCUGCACCAAUUCCGAAGCCCAGAAUACAACCCCUAAUUCUCAAGCCCCUGUUGCCAAACCAGCAGUGAAAAAAGAAGAGAAGAAUGACAGAAACUGUGAACAUGGGUGUGCAGCAGUGGAUGGUGGAAUAAUUGGGAAAAAAGCUGAAAACAGAGCACCAGCAAGCAAAGCACCAGCAAGCAAAGGAACAGCACCCUCUUUUACAGAGAAGCUUCAGGAUGCUCAAGUAGUAGAUGGUGAAAAAUUGGUCUUACAGUGUCGGAUUUCCUCUGAUCCCCCUGCAGCUGUCACCUGGACUGUAGACAGCAAAACCAUCAAAUCAUCAAAGUCCAUUGUCAUCUCCCAAGAAGGGACACUGUGUUCACUUACCAUUGAGAAGGCUAUGCCUGAAGAUGCAGGCGAAUACAAAUGCAUAGCUGAGAAUGCAGCAGGAAAAGCUGAAUGUGCUUGCAAAGUGCUGGUAGAAGAUGCCUCAUCCACAAAGACCUCAAAGCCUACUGAGAAGAAGACUAAGAAGCCUAAGACCACACUUCCCCCUGUGCUGCCAACAGAGAGGCUGUUUGUGUCUGCAAAACAGGAUAUUCAGCCAGACCUUCCAGCAACCCUUUGCAAUCUGCAUGGUUUGAUGAAGUCCAGUGACAGUCUCAAUAUACUCAGUGAAGCAACAGUGAAGAAGAAACCAGCUCCAAAGACUCCUCCAAAAGCAGCUGCUCCUCCUCAGAUUACUCAGUUCCCAGAAGAUAGAAAAGUCCGUGCGGGUGAAUCAGUGGAAUUGUUUGCCAAGGUGGUAGGAACAGCACCAAUAACUUGCACCUGGAUGAAAUUCCGUAAGCAGAUUGAAGAAAAUGAAUAUAUUAAAAUUGAGAAUGCUGAAAACACCAGCAAGCUAACAAUAUCAUCAACAAAGCAGGAACACUGUGGAUGUUACACCCUAGUUGUAGAGAACAAACUUGGCAGCAGACAAGCUCAAGUCAACCUUACAGUUGUUGAUAAACCAGAUCCACCGGCUGGAACACCUUGCGCAUCAGACAUACGGAGUUCCUCCCUCACUCUCUCAUGGUAUGGCUCCUCUUAUGAUGGUGGAAGUGCAGUGCAGUCCUACACUGUGGAGAUCUGGAACUCAGUGGAUAACAAAUGGACAGAUCUCACCACCUGCCGCAGCACCUCUUUCAAUGUGCAGGACCUGCAGGCUGACCGAGAGUACAAAUUCCGUGUACGAGCUGCUAAUGUCUAUGGCAUCAGCGAGCCCAGUCAAGAAUCUGAGCUGGUAAAAGUUGGAGAGAAACAAGAAGAACUUAAAGAGGAUGAAGUGGAGCUAUCUGAUGAUGAAGGGAAAGAAACUGAGGUCGAGUAUCGAACAGUUACUAUCAACACUGAACAAAAAGUUUCAGAUGUCUAUAAUAUUGAAGAAAGACUGGGAUCGGGGAAAUUUGGACAAGUCUUUAGGCUUGUUGAAAAGAAGACUGGAAAAGUUUGGGCAGGAAAAUUUUUCAAAGCAUAUUCUGCUAAGGAAAAAGAAAACAUAAGAGAUGAAAUCAGCAUCAUGAACUGUCUACAUCAUCCAAAACUUGUCCAAUGUGUAGAUGCCUUCGAAGAAAAAGCCAACAUCGUUAUGGUCUUGGAAAUGGUUUCUGGAGGAGAACUCUUUGAACGAAUCAUUGAUGAAGACUUUGAACUUACAGAGAGAGAGUGCAUUAAAUAUAUGAAGCAGAUUUCAGAAGGAGUUCAGUACAUCCAUAAGCAGGGUAUUGUCCACUUGGAUUUGAAGCCAGAAAACAUUAUGUGUGUCAACAAGACUGGUACAAGUAUCAAACUCAUUGACUUUGGACUUGCAAGAAGAUUAGAAAAUGCAGGUUCUCUGAAAGUUCUCUUUGGGACACCUGAGUUUGUGGCUCCAGAAGUUAUAAACUAUGAACCUAUUGGAUAUGAAACAGAUAUGUGGAGUAUAGGAGUUAUCUGCUACAUCUUGGUCAGUGGACUUUCUCCUUUCAUGGGAGACAACGACAACGAAACCCUAGCCAAUGUUACCUCAGCAACGUGGGACUUUGAUGAUGAGGCUUUUGAUGAAAUCUCUGAUGAUGCCAAGGACUUUAUCAGCAAUCUCCUAAAGAAAGAUAUGAAGAGUCGCUUAAAUUGUACUCAAUGUCUUCAGCAUCCUUGGCUACAAAAAGACACCAAAACCAUGGAAGCCAAAAAACUUUCCAAAGAUAGGAUGAAGAAAUAUAUGGCCAGAAGAAAAUGGCAGAAAACAGGCCAUGCUGUCCGAGCAAUAGGAAGACUUUCGUCCAUGGCAAUGAUUUCUGGUAUGAGUGGGAGGAAGGCCUCUGGGAGCUCGCCCACCAGCCCUAUAAACGCAGACAAAGUAGAGAAUGAAGAUGCUUUCCUUGAAGAAGUGGCUGAAGAAAAGCCCCAUGUAAAGCCAUAUUUUACUAAAACAAUCCUUGACAUGGAGGUUGUGGAAGGAAGUGCUGCUAGAUUUGACUGCAAAAUUGAAGGCUAUCCUGACCCUGAGGUAAUGUGGUACAAAGAUGACCAGCCUGUCAAGGAGUCCCGUCACUUCCAGAUAGAUUAUGACGAGGAUGGGAACUGUUCUUUGACUAUUUCUGAAGUAUGUGGGGACGAUGAUGCCAAAUACACCUGCAAAGCUGUCAACAGCCUUGGGGAAGCCACAUGCACCGCAGAGCUCCUCGUGGAAACAAUGGGAAAAGAAGGAGAAGAUGAAGAUGAAGAGGAGGAAGAAUGAAACAAGGCUCAAAGAAAAAAAAAUUAAAAAAAAAAUCUAUUUAAAGACUAUCCUUAUAAGGCUCAGAAAAACAAGUUAUCAAAAGCACCUUGUGUGAUACAUAGGUCUUUGGGGGGGUGUUUUUUCAGCAUGAUCAGUUGAUACCUGUUUGCUUUCUCUAUGGGCAUUAAUUCAAAUCAGCAGGCGAUUUUAAGUUGCUAGCAUGAUUGCAUUUACUUUAAGCAAGUCAUCAGCUAAGUUGCCCAGUCGAUUUUUAAAUCAAAUGUAUGGAAAACAAAUCUACAGCUAUAUUCUGAACAUCUUAAAGAGAAACAGCCUAUUUACUGAGCUCAUUGCUCUAUACCAUUCCUUUCCACAGCCAAAACUGCAGCUAAGUUGGCUCCCCAAGAUCUACUUUACAAGGAAUCAUCUGCCAGAGAUGCAGGGAAUCUAAUCAGUCCUAGGAAACAGGCUGCUUCCUGAGCAGCGUCUUCUGUAAGGGAAGGUCUGGCGCAGCCUGCACAGCCAUUUGUACAUUAGUAGGGUUUAUUUCUCAUUUGUUUCAAACAGAAUUUCAGAGUCCUAACUUCAACCACAUUUACUGCCCUUUCUCAGUGUGCUGUUAGUGCUGCUGUAACACUGGCUGAAGUUAAACACUCAGGUGGUUUCCUGAGACACUGCUGAUCCCGCUUGUAACCAGCUGAUCCCACCUUGUUGCCUUUCCCUUACAGAACCUGUCACUUCAGUGCAGUUACAGCUGCCUACUGAAGAAACAGACUGAAACCACAAAGACUGCAAAUAUUUCCUGUUCUUCUGGUCAGUCUAAUAAUGACUUAUGAUUUGUAUGUAUGCUGCUGUGAAAAAACAGGUUAUUGCACAAUGCGUGACUUAGAUGUGCAUGUGUGUGAAUGGAAUCCCAGGUUAGUUACAGUUUUACUUGCAUUUAUUUGGCGAUUGCAAAACAGAUUUCAACUGAUGAUAAGCUGGAAACUCCCACAGAUUUUUGGAGUAGCCAAAAAGAUAGUAACCUGGAUUACAAACUCCUUUAUACUUAGCAGUUUCCAAAGAAUCUUAACCUAUAUAGGACCUAUUCCUACUUUAUGAGCUUGACUGUCCUGUUUUUGUCUCGAACCUGCACCAGUAAGGCUGCUGCAUUUUUUCAAAAAUGCAGAAAACUAAAACCAAAUGGAAACACCCAAACCCCAGGGUUUUUCUCAGCAAUGGUUAAUGCACUCAGACUUAGUAACUUUGCUUUCCUUUCACGGUAUUGGCACUUUUUAAUUUUUUGUUGUUGUUGUUGUUCAGAAGUAAUAUCAGAGGCUGCAAGGUGAUAUGCAUAAUCCAAACCAGCGUGUCUUACAUCUAUGUAUCAUUCCAAAAGUGAUUUUUUUCUUUUCCACUUUGUGUGCGUAAAGUGCAACCAUUUGCAUUUCCGAGGUUACCUCUUCUAAAAAAACUAUUACCUUAACUCCUCACCAGUAAGUAGUCAGUGUACUUUCAUACAGGUGUGUACAAUAUCAACCUUAGCUUGUUUGAUAUUACUUAGUUGUGUACGUUUCAUAUGAUUUGCUCUUCUACAUUCAAAGCUCAACUAAUGUGGAUGACACAGUGGGUUUUAACUGCUUUACUCUUUGUUGCUAAGUUCAGAUUGCCAGCAUGUCUUUUCUUUUCGAUUGAUAAAAACCUCAUUAUACUAAACACAGUAUUGCCACAACUCCUUAUACAGAAAGGUUUUGAAUCUGAUUUAGAGCAUACAAAGCUUUUCACUUUUUUUUUUUUUAAUGUUUUAGGCAACAAUGGGGUGUAUUUUGUACCUUAAUAAAAAUAUGCUAAUGUUCUCCCAGUUUGUUAAACCAUCAGAAUUGCAAAGAUGAGAACGCUACGGCUGUAGUUACUCACAGUUCCUAAAUAAAUAAUACCACAAAGCA
Strigops habroptila (Kakapo) is the source of this 7937-nucleotide messenger RNA. It is a transcript of the gene MYLK, whose product is annotated as myosin light chain kinase. Gene Ontology annotation, biological process: protein phosphorylation. Gene Ontology annotation, molecular function: protein binding; protein kinase activity; ATP binding. Lineage: Eukaryota; Metazoa; Chordata; Aves; Psittaciformes; Psittacidae. Bases 70 to 6030 code for a protein of 1986 amino acids. The transcript has 33 exons. The record is from RefSeq and is a predicted model, not a curated record.